Ipomoea nil (Japanese morning glory) is the source of this 1794-nucleotide messenger RNA. Its product is annotated as protein PHLOEM PROTEIN 2-LIKE A10-like. The record is from RefSeq and is a predicted model, not a curated record. The coding region runs from base 327 to 1583 and encodes 418 amino acids. The transcript is spliced from 2 exons. NCBI's taxonomy places the organism in Eukaryota, Viridiplantae, Streptophyta, Magnoliopsida, Solanales, Convolvulaceae.
CCUCCUGGCAGCGGAUUGGCCGAACGCCGCAAAACGCCACGGAUCAUAGAAGAAACCAAAUGCCAAAAAGAUUCAGACCACCACUUUUCUUUUCAUAUUUCAUGAAGAAUUAAAAGAAGAAAAAUCUUUUCCAUUUCCAGCCACAAUUUCCCUUUUAUUCCAUUUUUUUCUGGACUCAAAUGAAUGACCCAUUCAAUACAAACAAAACCCAGCAAGACAACAAGAUCCAUAAUCCCUUCUCUUUUCGUCUGAUUCUUUCUGCUCAAACGGCUCAUAAUCACAUCAGUUUAAUCGAUUUUGAGCUUUGUAUUGGAACGUAUAUAUAGAUGGAUUUUGAGUUUGUAAAGAAAGGUUUGAUCUUGACGCCGAAGAAGAAGAAAUGGUUGAUUGCACUUGGGGUUAUUGGGGCAUCAUCGUAUGGUGCAUAUAGAGUGUAUAAUAUACCGUCUAUUGUGAGAAAGAGGAGGAGAAUUAUGAAGGUGUUGUGGGCUUUAGUGUCUGUAGGUGAAAUGGUGUGUGAAUCUGCUGAGGCUGUCACUGUUGUGUCCAAGGAUUUGAAGGAGUUUUUGCAGUCUGAUUCCAAUGAAAUUCCCAGUAGUUUUAAGCAACUGUCGAAAGUUGCUCGAUCUGAGGAGUUUUCAAAGGCAUUGAGUAGAGUUUCAGAGGCUGUAACAUCUGGGGUAUUGAAGGGGCACCAUAAGUCAGCUGGAGAUGUUGGAAGUUCAGAUUUUUCAGAUAAACUUAUGGAUAGGUUGACCAGUAGUGCUGGGGCCGGGUUUGCUUCAGUGGUUGUUGGUAGCUUCGCGAAGAAUUUGGUUAUGGGGUUUUACUCGAACAGCCAGUCUCGUGAGGACAUGGAUGGGAAUCAUUGUCCUGGGAAUCAUCCAAAUUCAUCCACUCCCCCGGGUUGGGUAGAUGCAGUGUUUGGUGAUCGGUCUAAAGUACUGAUGGCAGAUUGUAUACAGACGUUUGUAGGCACUGCUAUUGCUGUUUAUCUUGAUAAGACGAUGCAUAUUAACUUCUACGAUGAGAUGUUCUCUGGAAUGACUAAUCCUAAACAUCAAGCCGAAGUUAGGGACAUUAUGGUUUCCCUCUGCAAUGGCGCUGUGGAAACUCUGGUCAAGACUUCUCACCGAGUCUUGACAUCUAAUCCUGACCCGAGUUUGAGUUUGGCAUCCUCUGUUUCCAUUGUUGAUCACAGCGACGAUGAUCCAACCCAAAUGAAUGGCAAGGAUUUCAAGAACGCAUCUCCAGAGAAGAGCCAACCCAUCGAUCUGCAGAGUAACGGAUGGCUGAGUAGUGUCUCGUCCACAUUGGCAGUGCCAAGUAACCGGAAGUUUGUGCUUGAUGUUACGGGCAGGGUGACAUUUGAGACUGUAAGAUCCAUAGUGGAGUUCCUGGUAUGGAAGAUGUCGCAAAGCUUGAAAACAAGUGUUAAUGUAGUUCAAGAAGAAGUGUCGGAGCGGGGGAUGGAUGUGAUCAGAUACAUUUGUGCCAAAUCUUCUGUUAUUCUUACAAUAUGCCUUGCAUUGUUGUUGCAUAUACUGGGCAGUACUCACAAUCUGUUGCCUGCCCAAAUCUGAUUCAUCUAUACUCUACAUAUUAUGCAGGUUUAGUUUCUUGGAUAUAGAUCUUCCAUUCCAAUAAGGACCAUGUAUAGAAUUGUUAUUAGCCUCUAUAAUAAUUGCAAAGUACACAUUUCUUGUAACCAAGUCUUCUUAAGGGUAUGUGUAAAUGAGGAAUCUUGAAAACAUAUUAUUGUAGCAGUAAUGUUAGUCCAAAGCUGUUGGUGCA